Danaus chrysippus (African queen) is the source of this 1341-nucleotide messenger RNA. The record is from the annotation of a GenBank genome assembly. NCBI's taxonomy places the organism in Eukaryota, Metazoa, Arthropoda, Insecta, Lepidoptera, Nymphalidae.
AUGAUAGAAGCGAAGUUUUAUCAUAGCAUCGCUUUUGGCAACAGCUUGCUGUUCAGUGUAAUAUUUUCUAUGUUCAUCUUGUUGUACAUGUCUAUACGAGCGAAUAGGCAAGAUGUUUUGAAAGAUCUUUCAGAAAAUACACAAAAAUUUAUACUAUACAAAGAGAUGACUUAUCCGAUUUUAAACAGCACUGAAGCGAAGCGACUUAUAACUGAAUAUAAUCAAGACGAAAAAAUUAGGAAUAUUGAGACUUUUGGACCUGUAAAGAAUAAUAGUGUUGUUCUUGUAAUCACAGUGAAUAAAUUACACGAAUCUUUGAAAUAUCUUAUAGCGUCGCUCAGCGAUUUAGACGCUGUAGAAGAAACGCUACUUGUAUUCUCACACCUAACGUAUGACCAAGAAUUGCACGACUACAUUCAAACCAUAGACUUCUGUCGCGUCUUGCAAAUAUAUUAUCCGUAUACCCUGCAGGUUUAUACGGAUGAAUUUCCAGGUUUCAGUAAAAACGAUUGUCCUAGUGAUAUGAAACACAAAAAAGCCGAAGCACUUAAGUGUAAUGGAGCACAAACUCCCGACGUCCAUGGUAAAUAUAGACAACCGGAAAAAGCCGAGCAAAAACAUUAUUGGUGGUGGACCGCGAAUAGAGUAUUCGAACAUCUUCUAUCAUUUAACAAUCAAAAUGGACUUGUUGUAUUUCUUGAGGACGAUGUCUUCCUUCUAAAAGAUUUUCUCUACAUGACAGUUUAUAUGCACAAGUUGACGCUAUCCCUACCGCAAGUGGAAUUCAUGUAUUUAGGGCUGCACGAGUGGUCGUUGAAAAAUGACACUUAUGACAUAGAUAUUACGACAUGGGAUCCCAAACAGCAUUCUAGCGUGCUAGCAUUUGAUGUAACAGUUUGGAAUAGUAUCAUCCAACACUACGAUCUAUUCUGCGAGGUGGAUGAUUCGUCGUGGUCUCGCUCCUUAUUCUACAUAUCAUUGAAUAGAAGAGAUAAUAAAAGAUUCAAAGUGGCCUACACCACUAUACCAAGAGCAAUAAAGACCUCUUUAUGCUCUUUCAAUGGCUUUUAUGAAUCCUGUAAUGUCGAGGAUAAUGUAGUAAACGCUCUGAGGAUGCAAAGACAUUUGAAGAGUAAUCUUUUCCCGCCAUAUCUAGAAGUGUACACACAUAUCGAACUAGAAGACGAUGAGUACAUGUUUUUCGAUGUUUUAGAAGGCGAGGGCGGCUGGAACGACCCACGCGACAAAGCUUUGUGCUCGGCUAAUAUAACGGAAAAUAGAGUGAAAAAACUACUCAUGGACAUGUCCAGGGAAUUUAAGGACGCCUAUAAAAGUUUUUGA